Molecule: messenger RNA, 586 nt
Organism: Megachile rotundata (alfalfa leafcutting bee)
Lineage: Eukaryota; Metazoa; Arthropoda; Insecta; Hymenoptera; Megachilidae
Source: RefSeq, a predicted model, not a curated record
AUUAAAAUAUUAAAUAUUCAAUUGCACUUGUUGUUCUCCCAAAACAUCAAUUGUUACUUGUCAAUAGAUUGUUUUGUACAGUUGCGAAUAUCAGGUAUAGCAGCAUUUCUCGCUUUCUUUAUAGUAUAUAACAAUCACGAUGUUGGUUUUUGGUCGAUCUUAUCAGGUAUUUUAGCUGGGGUAUGUUUUCAUUUACAUUGGGUUAAAGGAAAUGAAACUUUAGGAAGAUGGCAUACCAAAGUAACAUUAAGAAACUUAAAUGUUGUUGGUUUUGUAAGUGCAGUUGCUGGUAUUGCUGCAGUAAUUUGGUAUUUGUUCCUCACAUUUUAUUAUAAAAUUCCCUUUGAACCACUUGCAGAAAGUACAGUACUUUCAGCUAUUUCGUCUAUGACUUCUGGACACUGGGGUAUUGUCUUGAUGAUCUUCUCUCAGAAGUAUGAACUAAUUAUCCAAGAAGGGUCUGCACCCAUAUUAGCAGAAAGUGGUGAUGCCCAAGGCUUUUAAAUAUUAAUAAAUGUAAGGGUUUGAUACAGAUUAGUUUAAGUAAGAGUUAAUGGUAUAAAAUAAAAAUAUACAUGAUCAAUAA